Phytophthora sojae is the source of this 390-nucleotide messenger RNA. RefSeq lists its product as hypothetical. Lineage: Eukaryota; Oomycota; Peronosporomycetes; Peronosporales; Peronosporaceae. The transcript has a single exon. Bases 1 to 390 code for a protein of 129 amino acids. The record is from RefSeq and is a predicted model, not a curated record.
AUGUCAUCGGCCACGACGACCAAGCUGAAGCGGUCGGUGCUGCAGCUGUACGCGCAGUGUCUGCGCUCGGCGCGCCGCUGUCCGCAGUGGGAGCAGCGCCAGAUGAUGACUGCGUACGUGCAGAUGAAGUUUCGCGACGAGAUGAUGACGCAGGACCCGGAUCGCGUACGGGCGCUGCUGGCGGACGGGAGGGAGGAGCUUGAGCGCAUGGACUACUACCACUCCGUCUACGAGGCCAAGCAGCGAGCGCAGCAGGCGGCAGCUGACGGAGAAUCUGCGGAGAGUGAGAAGAAGCGGCCGGCCAAUUGUCCGCAGUGCCAGGCGACCUACCCGUCAGAGCAGGCCAACUUCUGCGCCAACUGCGGAACAAAGCGACCCGAGAGCUCAUGA